Puccinia graminis f. sp. tritici CRL 75-36-700-3 is the source of this 3204-nucleotide messenger RNA. RefSeq lists its product as uncharacterized. Lineage: Eukaryota; Fungi; Basidiomycota; Pucciniomycetes; Pucciniales; Pucciniaceae. Gene Ontology annotation, cellular component: cytoplasm. The coding region runs from base 227 to 2959 and encodes 910 amino acids. The transcript is spliced from 17 exons. Gene Ontology annotation, biological process: peptide catabolic process; proteolysis. Gene Ontology annotation, molecular function: zinc ion binding; metalloaminopeptidase activity; peptide binding. The record is from RefSeq and is a predicted model, not a curated record.
CUGACGUAACCACCACCAGUCAACCCACACCAACCACAGCUAACCACACACUCACAGUGCAUACAUAGUCAACAGGCACCAACCAACCGAGCUCAACCAAGAAAAUAAAAACACCAUUCCAUUCUCACUUCUUCGCUCGUCUCUCAACUUCAGGGUCAAGUCGAUCAGAAUCCAAGCUAGGCUUUUUAACUGUUCUGCAAACCCUUGUCGCUCAGAGUUCCAAACCAUGGCUGAAGGUGAUGCAAAGUAUCGCUUGACGGACCACGUCAAACCAAUCCAUUACGCACUCUGCGUCAAGACCGACUUGAAUGCUACCCCAGCCCCUCUCUUCGAAGGUACCGCGGAAAUAGAUCUGUCAAUUUUGAAGGAGACAGACCAGAUCACUUUCCAUGCCGCCCCAGCCCUUGAAAUCCUCAAAGUGGUCUACCAAUCCAAAACCUCGAAUUCUUCAUCCCAGCCUCAAGUCAUCAAAUCGAUCGAGCGUGAUGAGAAGUUCGAAAGAUGCACGGUCAGCGUCGGCCAAAAAUUACCAGCCGGCUCGGAGGCCAAGUUGGGAAUCGUUUACAAGGGUGUGCUCGAGGGUAGUAUGAUGGGUUACUAUCGUUCUACUUACGAAUUCGAGGGAAAGAAGGGAUUCUACGGUCUCACUCAAUUCGAACCCACUGCUGCUAGACGAGCUUUCCCAUGUUGGGACGAACCUGCGAUUAAGGCAACCGUUCAAGUGACUCAAAUCACUAGAGAAGGAACCACCGCCCUAACCAACACCUCCGAGAUUUCUAAGGAGUCUUCCGACGGAAAGUUCCCUGAAACUCCACUCCUAAGCUCCGCCAUGCUCGAAGGGAUCGGGAAACAAUCAGCGUCAGCAGAAUGGGUGCUGACGAAAUUCGAACCAACCCCCAAAAUUUCAAGUUAUCUCGUUGCCUGGGCUAAUGGUCCUUUCUGUUCAAAAGAGAGCCAUUAUAUCAGUCCACUUACCAAGAAGAAAAUCCCACUUCGGGUCUUUGCAACCGCUGAACAUGCUCACCAAACUCAACUAUUACUCGACACCACUGCAAGGAUUCUUCCGGUGUACGAGAAGAUAUUCGAUAUUCCGUAUCCUCUCUCCAAACUUGACACUUUGGUCGCCUCCGACUUCGACGCUGGUGCAAUGGAGAAUUGGGGUCUUAUUACCUGUCGAACCUCGGUAGGUUUGUUUGAUGAUGCUUCUGGGAUUGCGGCGCAAAAACGAGUAGUCACCGUCCAAAGUCAUGAGGUUGCGCAUCAAUGGUUUGGUAACAUAGUAACGAUGAGCUGGUGGCAAGAGCUGUGGUUGAAUGAAGCCUUUGCUACACUGAUGGGUGAACUUGUCAUCAUCUCAGAAGUCGAACCCGAUUGGCACGCUGAGGAUGACUUCAUUAAUGCUCAUCUGUCAAAAGCCCUUAGCCUUGAUGCUAAAAGAUCAUCACAUGCCGUUGAAGUACCUUGUCCAAACCCGGAGAUGAUCAAUCAAAUUUUUGAUGCCAUAUCCUACUCCAAGGGAGCUUCAAUUUUGAAAAUGCUGGCAAACUUUGUUGGGAAGGAGAAGUUCCUACAUGGAGUUUCGCUGUAUCUCAAAGCGCAUCUAUAUGGAAACGGGACAACAAAGGAUCUCUGGGCAGGAAUUACCAAAGCAACGGGCGAGGAUAUCAACAAGAUCAUGAGCAACUGGACCGGUAAGGUCGGCUUUCCUGUUUUGACAGUGGCGGAAGAGUCAGAUGGAUUGAAAGUCUCUCAAAAGAGAUUUCUAUCCACCGGUGAUCCGAAGCCUGAAGAGGAUGAAACCUUGUGGUUUAUCCCAUUGGAAAUAAAAGUGGUUGAUGGAUCAGGUACCGUCACUGUGAAGCGUGAUGUACUUGAUUGUCAACGUGAAGGCAAAAUUGCUCUUCCCAGUCCUCAGUCAACAAAUUAUAAGUUAAACGGCGAUACUUGUGGAGUUUAUCGAGUUUGUUACCCGGCUGAGCGCUUACAGAAGUUAGGCCAGGAAAUUUCCAAACCGAAUUCUGUAUUCAGCGUAGCGGAUAAGAUGGGUUUGAUCCAAGAUGCGAUCGUGCUUGCACAAGCUGGUUACUCUUCCACUUCGAGCGCGCUUGAUAUCCUUUUCCCAUUAGGGGGAGAACGGAAUUAUCUGGUUUGGUCGGAGAUCACCUCGGCCCUUGACUCGGUUUCUGCUAUCUUGUGGGAAGAGGGGCAACAAGUCAUCGAUGGAUUCAAUAAGUUUGAGCGACAGUUGGUCUCCUCCUUGGCUGAGGAAAUCGGCUUUGACACCCUCCCAACCGAUGAUCAAGAUCGGAUUCAAUUGAGAGUGUUAAUUUUGGCCGCGGCAGCACGAGCAGAGGAUCCCAAAGUUUUGAGCGAGAUCCAGAGCCGAUUUGCGAAAUUCAUGGAGAAUCCAAGUGGGGCCAAAUCGCUCAUUCCAGCUGACUUGCGCAGGCUUGUCUUCACUUAUGCGGUCAAGCAAGGUGGCGAAAAGGAGUACGAGGCGAUCUUGAAGGUCUAUCACAAACCCAGCAAUCCGUCCGAUAAGAUCGCGGCUAUGGCUGCCCUCUGUGCUUCCAAACAUCCCGAGCUUAUUUCUCGUACCUUUGACUUUAUCCUCAAUGGAGAAGUCAAAGAACAAGAUUUCAUGUAUUUCUUUUCGGGUCUGGCAAAUAACCGUGUCUCUCGUCGAGAUAUGUACAAAUUUGUCCAAAAGAAUUUAGAUCAGCUUUUGGUCAGAUUCAAGGGGAACUUCUCAAUUGGCAGAUUGAUCCAAUACUCCUUCGACCGAUUCACUACUGAAGAUGAUCGUAAAUCUGUGAUCGAAUUCUUCAAGGAUAAAGAUACUUCGAUCUACCAAUCGGCUCUCGAUCAAGGUCUUGAUACCAUCAAGAGUAACGCUGCUUGGCUCAGCCGAGACAAGCAACACAUCAUCGACUGGUUGAAGAGCAAGCAGUUCUUGUAGUUUGCCUCUCCUCAAUUCAAGUCUCUUUUUAUCUCAAGUAAUUUGUACAUGGAGCAACAAGAGAUGAACACACACGAAGUAUCCAUAACAGAAAUUGCUCUCACAAACUGUCGAUUAUUAAUCAUUCACAUAUUUGUUAAUUGUGCAUAUAGAUGAACAGAUAUGUAAAAUUUUGCCUACUUACUGGCAUGCUUUUAUGUGCAUCAGACACAGAUGAACCCCUUCAGCAUAAAAAAAAGGAAAUU